AAGAUGCUUAUGAUUAACCGUCUAACUGUAGGACACAUUACGUCCGCCACAUUUCACUCGCUAAAAAUCCAAUUUUGCUGUUGGAGUGCUUGAGUUUCUAGACGAAUAUAACAGCAGCUGUCGAGUUAAAUCAGUUCAGACGAUUUGACUCCUUUUCAAGUAAACGAAAGUUUAACUCGUUCGCUUAGUUUUAAUUUUCAAAAUGCGGUGCCAAGUUGUUGUUUGUAAUGAAAAUGGUAAAUUGUAAAGAAAUUUAUCAUGCAUCAAGCGCCUUCGGUUAUAAUUUUAAGACUAAGAACAAUUUAUUUUCAGUGGCAUCGGCUUCGAGGUAAACGGGCAUCCUUGAGCUGAGGAUCCUGUGGUCGGCUCAGAGAUUUUCGUAAAGGAGUAUCUAAAUAACUUAAUACACUACACAGAAUAACUAAGAUACAAUCCAGAUAAACUGACGAUAAAACAUUGCAAAUCUGCAAACCUUAACGUUUAUCAGUGGAAUUUCAGAGUUAUCAGUCCUAAUAGGUAGAAAAUGCUUAACAUAGAGCAGUUUUUGCUACGGCAUACAUCAAAUUUAUAGACUUAAUUCAUGAAAGUGAAGAAUGAUCAUCGCAGUUACUUUUCCAAUUUAAGCAAUUGGAAAGAAGAAGCCUGAAAAAAUUCAGGGCUUCAACGGCAGAAAAGACCAAUAAGAAAGAAUUAUAGCGUUAUAGUUUCAACAAUAAGAAUAUAAUUCGGAAGCAAAGUUUAUUUAUUGGCUUAUCUCUUUAUCCUGAGUAUCAGAAUUGGUUUUAACUCACGAAAUACCCUAUUUUGCGGUAUUAAACCGGUGCUUAUCAUUGCGGCAUGACCAAGAUGUUUGGAGUUUUAUCUCAAGAAAUAUUAUUCAUUAUCUAUCCAAUAAUUUGGUGGUCGUUACAUAAGGAGCUCAUCUAUUUACAAACCUUAGCUUGCAAGAGAUGUUUUCGGCUAUUUAUAAAUACCUAGUUUAUCUUAACGAUUCUCCCAAAACAAAUAUUAUAACAUUCACCUGACACCAUUAACUGUGGAAGAGAUUUAAACAGGAUGUAUAAUUUGCCACGAGGUGGAAGAGGUUUGAAAUAAAACAAUCGGACUGGGAAAUUUUAACUGAAGAACUAGCUGCAAAAUCCUAAAGGAAAUCAGUAAAUAAAGACUGGAGUAUUUUUCAUUUCAUUUCGUUAACACUUUGAGAAACAAUUUUUUGUUAUGCAUUGAGUUUAGUGUUGUAAACUAUGGUGUUCAUUAAAAACAAUAGUGCUUUUAUUUAGCCGUGAGGUUCAUGCUGCGACAUUCUUCUUCUCGUUAAUGAGAAAAGACUCUCAAAUGGCUUGGAGCUUUGUUAGAGCACGGUUGUGAAUGAGUCGAUUGUAUACCGACUGAACAGUUUAAGCCAUUUUCUUACUCCUUUGAUUCUGAAAAGUGAUUAGCAUCUUGAAGAAGAUCUAAAUCAAUCACACAAGCAAGGUACCCGUAAAAUAAUCGAAGAGACUUGUGUUACGGACCUGAUUCCAUAUUUUUCGAAUAGCUCUCAGUAUCAAGUUUAACGUAUACAAUUAUAUCCUUUUAUACAUCAGCAUCCUAGUUUCCUUGCAAUAAGAAUGCGUUCCUAGUGUACUGGUGACAUGAAUAAAAAAGAAAAUAUCAAAUAGACCAGAGGAUGAACUUGAUUUAACACCAAUUUCUAGGCGGUCGAUAGGCAACGUUUAGUACACAAAAUGACGGUGAAUAACACGCAGUAAGGACUUGACAUUUACAACACGGAUAACAUUGUGAUUCUAAUUACUGCGUUAUCUCGUGGCCUGUGGCAUUGUGUCUUGUUUUAAGCCAAGAAACGUUUCUCUCACAGCGUCUCUAUACCAAGGGGUGCUGGAUACCAGUGAAAAAUCACGGACCCCUAACCAGACAUAAUGCCAUAGGGGGAAGGACAGGGGAGUGAACCUAUGAUAAAUUAUCAUUUUUUCAGGGUUUAGCAUAUCCCCCGCAGUCUGGGGGAGAUAAAAAUCGAGCAGUUUUCAAAACGUCCUCCAGGUACAAUUGUCAGUGACGUCAACAAUUUUUACACAACAAAAUCAUUUGGAAAGAGAGAUACGUGGAUCUUUCUAAAACGAUGCGGCGAAAUGGAUUAAAUUCUAGCACAUUGAUGCAGGCGAGAACACCGUGUUUUAAAUUUGAUUGCAAAGUUAUCAGCAAAAUUUAGUGGCAGUUUUUAACAUCUAGCAUGCAUUAACACCAUGCUAAACUUGAAGGAUUUUAUUCAAUACAAUUAUAUAAAAUCUUUUGAAAAAUGCGCUAAAUUACAUUUUGAGUGAGUUUGCAAACCUUAGUAUAAGGAUAGAUUCCGCAUCUUUGAAAUUACCGCCGUAUUGAAGCGGGGCUGGAGGAAAACUAAGAGGAAAAUAGUUUAAGUACCCCACUCUACAUCUGCCCUACAGCUUUCCGUCUCAUUAUGUUGGACAAGCAGAAUGUCUACCACUUUUCACCAUAUAGUCAUUUUUAUCUCAAGCCCAUGUAAAUCCCUGUAACACAGACUAGGCGUGCCUCCCUAAAGUACAUGCGUGCUUUAAAAAAACACAAGACUCUAAAAAACUCAGCCUUUAUAUAAUUUCUAAUGCCUUUUAACAAACGAUUUGGCUGAAUUUGUUAAAGAUGUAAUUGAGAGUCCUAAGCAAAUAUUUUUGGGCUGAAACAUCCUUGCAACCAAAUGAUUGGCCCGGGGGAUUCUGUUGACGCCUUUCGUGGGCGAAUUCCAUAGAGAUGUUUAAAUUACCUUUGUUUUCAUUGCCAUUUAGCUUUGCAAGGUCAACCAAAUGUGUAAUGUUCCUGUGGGAUCUCAAGUGUGAAAUUUCAAAUCGCGGACUUGCAAACCAAAAUUAAAAACAUAACAAUUUUUCGUUGAAAAUUAUGGAUUUUAAGACUGACUGCAUGGAAUAUUUUGUUUCUCCUUUAGUGAGCGUAGUUUACUCACCUGCUAAGAGAGGUCCCAAAGUGUUACGAAACGUGAUCGUUUAAGCGCGCUAUUUACCAAUUAAGUGCGUGCCGCAAAGAGUUACAUGACACUCUGUCAAUCCUAUAGCUACCUGGUGGCACGAUGAAAGUGAUAUUAUCCGAAACGAAUUAACGCUUUAAGGAAAAUCAUUAGUUCAGAUAUUCCGAACCAGACCGCUAAGUCUAGCCAAUUAACAGUAUUGUCAAGGCGGUGACACUUCACAAGCCUUACAAAACUGCCGCAAAGCAUAAAUUGUAUUUUAUGUGCGUAGAAAUUCUAAGAGAUUUUCUUGAAGGCCGCUGUAACAUAAUUCGCUUGAUUUAUCCCUUUACCACCUGUUAUUCCAUGACGUACUGAAAAUGAAUAAAUCACCGACAUGUAGGCAAGGAUAAAAACAAAAUUAGUUGGUAGCAUUGUUUAAUUUUCGUCGAGGCUGUGAAUAUAACCCGGUUUAAAGGGAAGCGAGUGUACCAGUGAUAUAGAUUUCUGAGGAUUGGAGGAGAACUUUGCUCAGGUGCGUAAGGUUUACAGGGGUUGAAUGAAAAGUAAAACGGUGAACUUUCGGGUCCAUAUUUCCUGCUCUGGAUAGUUCUUAUGUUUAACACAGCUUUGGUGGAAAUCUGGAUAUAAAAUUAAAUUUCUGUUGUUUUAUAACCUUCAUCAGUUACACAGGUAAAUACAAAACUACGGUAAAUUUCUUGUCAACAAAUUUCUGCCCUCAUUAUCCGCUAAACAUAGACUAUUAUAUUGUACUGAAAAAUAAAAAUCACUCAAGUUUGUAGAUCUAAGGCUUUGUCAAUAAAAUCUACCAUUCCGACGCCGUGGACAACGUUACAUAGAAACGCGUUUAACGCCUUGGUUUGCUUUAUCAAUAUGCAACUCAAAGACACCUACAAUUGAGAAUAAAAAAGUCUAAUUUUAUCAGACGCUUGGUAAAACCUAAUGUUAAGAAACUGUAGCUCUUUGUAAUUAUUUUGCUGAACCUGAGAAGUUUCCAGUGGUGUUUAAUUUUGUUAAGACUGUGGGCAGGAACUGGCUGGUUUUGUAUACAAAAACUGGCUGGACUUAUCUCGAACAAGUUCGAUACCUCUCACUUACAAGACUGAGAUAUCCAGGCAAUAACUUGCACUGUGAAACAACAUUGUGCAUUUCGAAAGCUCGUCUUGCAAAAUUUAUCACAGCGAAAAUUGUUUUCAGUAUUUUUGUUAGUAUUUAUUAUUUUAAAACAAGUUCGACGUUUUAUUUGCUUUUAUUAGCUUUUAGAAGUGUCCUUUCAGUACAUGACAUAGCAUAUUUUCACUUCAUGUUGUAUACUUCAUUUUUUUUUUCUUAUGUUUUGCAAGCAUAAUAAUUUCUGUGAAUUAAUUUCCAAAAAUAUCUCAGUUCCCUUAAAUUAUCUAUAUUGUGUUCUCCAACUACAAAGCACCAUCGUCACUGUUACGCGAGACAACCCUCCCUGCCAAAUUGCAGCACCAUAUUAUUUUCUAAAUUUAAUUCACAAAUGUAGGUGACAUUUAAUUCUUGCGGGUAGUUGGACAUUUUGAAACACGACACCAGAAUACAUGCAAAGAAAAUUUCCAUUAUCGUUUAAUUGCCCAACCGUUACGUCGGAAACAUACAGUUGUUUAAGUUUCGACGUCAGAAAAGCGGUUGCCAAUAGAUUCUUUGGUUAAUAUUGGAAUUAAGAUACGUGAAAUGAAUGCAGCGCUCCCUUUAAUAAUAGGUUAAUUUCCACCUGUUCUUCAGUUGAUUGCGUGCUAAUGAUCAUUCACGGAAACCAGGAAAGCAAAACACGGAAUAAUUUCACUCAGAGAGUUGUGAGAACGUGUUUCUGCUUGGCUGUCCACGCUAACAGGAGGACGCUAUUUCAUUAUAGGGGACGAAAUGCCUGUUGGACGAAGAGGACUUGUGGUGCCUCAAAACACUUUUCUGGAAAAUGUUGUUCGGCGCUCGAAUGGCCUUCACUCGUUAUUCGUUCUUGGAAAUGCUCAAAUCAUAGAGAACCCUAUCGUAUACUCAAGUGACGGGUUUUGCAAGUUCACGGGUUUUACACGAGCAGAAGUUAUGAAGAAGAACUGCGACUGCAGUUUCCUGUAUGGUCAGCAGACAGACCCUGAGACUAUUAGGGAGCUCCAUAAUGCCUUGCAGGCUAAGACUGCGAUCCAAAAAGAGUUUAUUGCAUAUAAGAAAGAUGGCACACCAAUGUGGGUUCUUUUUCAUCUUGGACCAAUAAAGAACGAGAAAGGCGAAGUGAUGUUGUUUCUCGUCACAUUAAAAGACAUCACAGAAUACAAGGAUCCUAUAGUGGGCACAGACAAUGGAGGACCGAAAGGCUGGGCGCGACUGAAUAAAACUCUCACACGACACAAAUCAGUUCUUGUCGCAUUCAAACAGAAAACAUCGACACAGAGAAAUGCUCAGCAAAUCAGCAGUCUCAUGUCCCUGAAUGAUGAAUUAUUACCAGACUACAAGCUCGACGUACCACAUACUCCACCGAGAGUCAUUCUGCACUACACCACCUUCAAAACAACUUGGGACUGGAUUAUUUUGUUCCUGACACUGUACACCACCAUCUCGGUGCCUUUCCUCGUUUGCUUUGCGUUCGAACACAAAGCCGUGUCCAUCAUUGACCUGUUUGUUGAUUGGCUGUUUCUUGCCGACAUUGCUUUGAACUUUCACACAACCUAUGUAGGUAAGGAUGGCGAGGUGAUCGAUGAUCUUAAGAUGAUACGCUGGAAUUAUAUGCGGAGUUGGUUCUUUUUGGACUUAGUCUCCUCGCUGCCUUAUGGCGUCCUAGCUUUUAUAACCAAGGAUUCGGAAACGAACGCCACAACUCUGCUCGGAUUUCUAAAAGUAUUUCGUCUUUUACGACUGGGACGGGUUGCAAGGAAAAUUGAUAAAUACCUGGAGUAUGGAGCUUCCACGUUCUUUCUUCUUAUGCUUUCAUUCUGCCUGGUAGCUCACUGGAUGGCUUGCAUCUUCUACUUAAUCGCUACCGGAUAUGACAAAUACGAACCUCACGGCUGGCUUCAGGCUCUGGGUCGGACCGUUGGGGAGCCUUACAAAUUAAAGAAUGGGACAGAUGACGUUGAUCCGACAACCGGUCCUACUAUUCCUUCGAAGUAUGUGUCGGCACUUUACUACACACUGACCAGCCUUACGACGAUCGGGUUCGGAAAUAUAGCGCCCAACACAACAGCUGAGAAACUGUUUGGCUGCAUCACUAUGUUGCUGGGAGCGAUUCUUUUCUCCUUAAUUUUUGGUCAAGUCUCGGCCAUACUUCAACAAGCACAGAAAAACACCGCCAAAUACCACUCAAUCAUCGACAACAUGAAGCAAUUUAGUAAACUGUACAAGCUGCCAACCGAACUCGCUACAAGGACCAUUGAUUUCUUCAUGUCCACGUGGGCAAUGAACAAAGGAAUUGACACAGAUGAGGUUUUAAAAUACUGUCCUAAAGAUCUCCAAGCAGACAUCUGCGUCCAUCUCAACAGAAUUAUUCUCGAGAACAAUCCCGCGUUUCGGGACGCAAACACGGGAGUCAAGCGCGCGGUCGCGCGAAACUUCUGGAUCUCGCACGUGGCACCUGGUGAUCGAAUCAUUCAUCACGGAGAAAGUUUGGAUGUGCUUUACUUUAUCGCACGCGGAUCUCUCGAAGUCAAACAGGGAGAUACUGUUGUAGGUUUGUUAGGUGAGAAUGACGUAUUUGGAGACGACAUAUGCCAUGAGUCCACAGUCGGCCAGUCAGCGGUAGACGUGUUAGCACUAACAUACUGUGACCUUCACUGGAUUCAAAGAGAUGCGCUAAUCGAGGUCCUGGAGUUCUACCCGGAGUUUGCGAAUAAAUUCACCAAGAACCUUGUGUUAUCCUACAAUUUAAGAGACGAGCUCAAGAUUCGUAAGCGCACCCCUCGGUUGGAAAUGGCCAACGAGGACCAACAUGACAACAGACCACCAAGUGUGUCUGCUUUUCGGUCAAGAAGACAAAAUAGAAAGCUGAGUUUGGUGGAGGAAUUGGCGCAGAAUUACGAGUUUGACGACAAUCAGGUUGACGGUGGAGAAACAAGUGACGCGGAAAUCGACAUGAUGGUCAUCCCGAAAUCACGAACAAAAAGUAUGACUUCAAACGUUGUACGAGCGCGCCCCGAUGUUCCAGAAUCGGGCACCGACGUGCUGUCGAGUUUGUCCGAAAUGAAAGGCGAAGUGCGCCGAGAAAUCGAAGUCAUGAAUAUGAAAAUGACGCAACUAGAGGAACAAAUUUCCACGAUUCUGUCAAUUUUAAAAAGCCAGGGACAUUUGCAUAGCCCGCGGGGUUACGGAUCUCCCAGGGAUAGUAUCGACAAAGGACGGAUGUCGUCUACUUCGUAUCUUAACGAUACAUCUCUCCAAGAGGAGGCUCCGAGCAAGACAAAAACUGAGGAAGAACCAUUACCGGAUUGGCUUGCUCCGUCUGGGUCCCCUGUGGCUCGAACCAAUAGCGUUCCAGACUGGGACAACACUUCCACGCAGGCGCAGGAAGACAACUCGGCCCAGGCUGCUAACUUGUUGAACAACCAGUCAGGUCAAAGCGCAACUGCCGACGCGGAUCCAAGACUAUUGCAGACGCUCAAUCUUUUCAAAAGAGCCGGAAAAAAAUAAGAUACGUCAAAAUCACACGUCUACAGCAAGUGUACAGGCAAAGAGUGAAACUAGGAGUAGCAUACGUGACAAACAGCCUGGAGAUAACAAAGUUCUUUGGAGGAGUGUUGACAUUAGCGUGGUUUAAAGAUGACUGAAGUAUUGUUCAAGUUAGUGAGCCACAAAGUGUGUAGAGAGAUGGCAGACUCGUCAGUUCAGAGAUGACAACGUUGUAGAGACGAAAGAAGACAAGGAAUUCUCGCCGAAUUCGUAGAAUAGACGAUAUUCUCAAAGACAGAGAAAGAAAAAAACUGGACCAUCCACAGUGCUAGCCAAAUGUUAAACAGAGGGUUUGGACACAUUGUUCGCAAGCCAGCGAGUUGGCUUUAUUCAUGUAGUUACAUUCUAAAUUUUCCAUGAGUUUUUCAUGGCACCACUCACAGCAACUGCGCAGGCGCAGCAUUCAGUACAUAGUGGAGAAUACACGCACCCGGAUUUUCAGCAUAUUGCGAUCAUUCCACGUCAAUUGACGUUAUCAGCGAAAGCUGGCUUGCAUAUUAAGUCAUGGAGAAUUACUUCGCCUGACGCUGUAUGCAUACUUAAGUGUGUAAACCCCCUCCCUCCUGGUGUAAGAUAAUCACCAUGGACAUGAUCCCAAAAUGACGAAAAUAUGACCCGGGUGUACUUACUCCAUAAUGCAGAAUCUAGCAAUGUUUCAUUUAUUUUACACAGUGAAAUCCCGAUUUUUCGAACCCUCCAAGGGAAACGAAAAUUAAGUGGAAAA
Messenger RNA from Orbicella faveolata, 8399 nucleotides. RefSeq names its product voltage-gated delayed rectifier potassium channel KCNH1-like. Gene Ontology annotation, cellular component: voltage-gated potassium channel complex; plasma membrane. Gene Ontology annotation, biological process: regulation of membrane potential; potassium ion transmembrane transport. Gene Ontology annotation, molecular function: voltage-gated potassium channel activity. The record is from RefSeq and is a predicted model, not a curated record. NCBI's taxonomy places the organism in Eukaryota, Metazoa, Cnidaria, Anthozoa, Scleractinia, Merulinidae.